AGCAUUGUAGCCUGCUACUGCUCUAUCCGAGUCGAAUUCAUUCACGAGUGGCUUCUAGAGUAGUCUCGUCUGGAAGUGGGAGCGUUUUGAUUCGUCAGGUCUCAUUCAAUCUUAUUAUCCUGGGAGUGAGGCGGUGUCGCUGCCUCGCGCGGCUCGUCGCUGUCUGGGGGGAAAGGCAGUCGGCGAUGGCUCGCCUGGUUACUGGCGUUUCGCGAACGAGACGGAGCUCGUCGUCGUUGUCGCUCGUGCUAUUUCUUCUCGUGUUACUCCUGCUCUUCGCGAACGUCGCUCGCUCUGCUAAGAUCACCUUCAUUAGGAAGAACGGCAAAACCUUCGUGAUUAAAACGGGCGACGACGACGAUCUGGACGACGACGAUGAUCUAGAAGAAACGGAUGGCGAGGAUUCGAAGCGAGAGGGAGGAGGAGACUCGUCAGGAGGAGCAGCAGCAGCAGCGGGAGCCAAAAAAUCGCAGGCGAAAAGCGACGAGUCUGACGAUUCUGAUGGUUCCAAACGGGUCGAGGCGCUUAAAUCUGUCAAAUCGCCCGAGUCGGUAGCAGCGGCGGCGGAAGCGGCGGCGGCUUCCGCGCUAGCAGCAAUGGCGGAAGACCCCCUCGUGGAGAAGUACAAACAGGAGCCGUUGGAUCCGGGAUCCUGGCGGACAGCUGUUGAGAUGCCAUUGGCGGACGUGCGCCGGCGCGCGGAGCAGGGGGACGCGGAGGCGCUGUGGGCGCUGGGGGUGAAGCGGGUGGUGGGCGCGGGGGGGAGGGGGGGAGUGGCGCGGGAUAUUCCCAAGGCGCUGAUGCUGCUAGAGCGAUCCGCGGAGCAAGGGUUUGCGCACGCGCACUCCGCGCUGGGGUUCCUCCACGCGAGCGGAUACGGCGUUCCGCUGAAUCAGGUGAAGGCGUUUCUCCACCACACGUUUGCCGCAAAUGGCGGCAGCAUCCACUCCAAGAUGGCCCUGGGAUUCGCCUAUCUGCGCCAGCAGGAGUUUGAGCGCGCCGCGGCGCUCUACGCUGACGUGGCAGCCAAGUCCAUGGCGGUGAACAGCCUCCCUGGGCUGGCGCCGCUGAUAGAGACGGUGCACCUGAGCGCGGGGGGGGAGGAGAGCCUUGAGGCGACUAGAGGACACAGAGGGGAGGCGGAUGAAACCAUUCAGUUCAUUGAGCUGCAGGCGUCACGGGGGGCAGUGGAUGCCAUUCGAACGCUGGGCACGCUGUACUACUGGGGCGCGAGGGGCAUGCCGAGGGACCAUGUGCGGGCGUUCGGACUCAUGAAGAAGGCCGCGGAGAUGGACGACCCGCAUGCCAUGGUGACGCUGGGUGAGAUGCUCACGCAUGGGGUCGGAGUGAAGGCGAACUACGGCAAGGCCAUGGAGUGGUUCAAAAAGGCCCACGCCAGAGGGGUCGUGAGCGCCCUGAAUGGCGUGGGGUACCUGCAUUCCAAGGGGCUAGGGGUGCCUCAAGACUACCACAAGGCCGUGCAAAACUUCCUCACUGCUGCGCGGAAAACUCGAGAUGUGGACGCCUUGUAUAAUCUAGGCAUGAGCCACUUAAGAGGGCAAGGAGUGCGACGGAACCCCAGCAAGGCGCUGCAGUUCCUGCAGCAGGCAGUGGAGGGGCAACACGUGGGCGCCAUGUACCAGAUGGGCAAGAUGCACCUCGCAGGCACUGGCGUGCCCAAGAACGUGGUUGUGGCUGCUCGUCUGUUAAAAGCAGUUGCAGAACGCGGCCCGUGGGGAGUGAUGCUGCGGUGGGCGCAUGCCUGCUUCAUGUCGUCCACACAAGGCCCCUCUCUCUGGUCCCUCUCCCGCUCCGCCGCCUCCUCCUCCGCCUCCUUCUCCUUCUCCUUCUCCCUCUCCUCCCCCCUCUCGCCCUCCUCCCCCCGCUCCUCCUCCUCCGCCGCCUCGCCCUCCUCCUGGCCUGCGUCCUGCGACGUGGGCACGUCGCUAAUGCUCUACUCACGGGCUGCUGAGUUGGGGUACGACGUGGCUCAGGGCAAUGCUGCUUGGCUGCUGGAUAAAGUGGUUGGCAACUCUGUUCUCGACAAUGCAUGCGUGGGCCCUCCUCGCAACAACACCCCAUCAACGCCUUCCUUACUGGAAAAGGCUGACACGGCCAGCCAAGCAGUAGACGGUGGUGCAGCAAAUGAUGGGAGUGCAAGAGACGGGGAGGGAUCAACAACAGGUCAAGAGGGAUCUGCGGCUGUGGAGACAUCGCAAGCAGAUGAGGCAGGAGCGAUGGAGCCGAAGGGGAGGAAAGCAGAGUGAAGAGGCAGCAGGAGCAGCAGGGAGACCGAGCAGCAGCAGCAGUAGCAGCAGCAGCGGUGGCGGCGGCGGUGGCGGCAGUGGCGGUGGUGGCAGUGGUGGUGGUGGAGGUGCAAGCAGGGGCGGGUGGAGGAGGUGCAGUGAGGCGGAGAGGCACGAGAGGUCGCACCGCCUGUGGCAACUCGCAGCUGAGCAGGGCAGCGUGCAGGCGGCCUUACUGCUGGGGACGCCUUCUUCUAUGGAAGGGGCCAGGCGCGGGAUCUAGAGCGGGCAGCAGAGGCGUACUGGAGGGCGAGGGAAAAGGGCAGCGCACACGCCAUGUUCAACCUUGGGUUUAUGCACGAGCACGGCAUGGGCUGCCUAGGGAUCUGCAUUUGGCAAAACGCUUCUACGACCAGUGCAAUGUGGGCGUGUAUAGACUGUGAGAAUCGCCCUUUGGCCUCUGGCCGCGCAUGCAGUACGGCCACUACCCUGCCGUGGUGAGUGUUGCUGGUGGUGUUAUUUUCCAGCACUCGGUGUUUGUUCAGUGCAAUGUGGGCGUGUAUAGACUGUG
Molecule: messenger RNA, 2817 nt
Organism: Closterium sp. NIES-67
Lineage: Eukaryota; Viridiplantae; Streptophyta; Zygnematophyceae; Desmidiales; Closteriaceae
Source: the annotation of a GenBank genome assembly